This is a messenger RNA of Culex quinquefasciatus (southern house mosquito), 2577 nucleotides long. It is a transcript of the gene Gk2, whose product is annotated as glycerol kinase. Gene Ontology annotation, cellular component: mitochondrion. The record is from RefSeq and is a predicted model, not a curated record. Gene Ontology annotation, biological process: triglyceride metabolic process; glycerol-3-phosphate biosynthetic process; glycerol metabolic process. NCBI's taxonomy places the organism in Eukaryota, Metazoa, Arthropoda, Insecta, Diptera, Culicidae. The transcript is spliced from 11 exons. The coding region runs from base 690 to 2366 and encodes 558 amino acids. Gene Ontology annotation, molecular function: glycerol kinase activity.
CAACCGCUUCACUGCGGUGUGUCGUGUGCGCGUUCGAGCAAUAAUAUAACACCAGUUUUGUGCACAUCACACAGGUGACCGGACUGUGGUUCGUAUCAGAGGUUCAAAGUGCACCUCUUUAUUUUAUCAGAAAGUGUUGAAAGAAAAAAAAUCGAUCAGUAAUGGACCGGUAGAACCUGCACACGGUGGCCCUCUCCCUUAUCAGUGUGUCGCCUUAUCGCACUGGAUCGCCUGGGGCUGGUCUGGGCAAUUAAUCACUCUGGGUUGUACGCCCAAGUUCAGCGCUGUAAACAAAUCCCCCUCGUAAUCGUAAUCAUGUCGCAUAGCACGGCUAGUGGCUUCUACUAGUUUAGUACCACGGCUGACACCGAGCGAUACGGUUCACGGCGAGCCUCACUCAAUAGUAAACAGCUGCAGGAGAAUAUCCUAGUCCAAGCCGCGCGCAGUAGUAGGCCGAAUUAUGCAACGUGUGCGACAGAACGUGGCGAGCAAAACAUCGAGUUGACAUUCUGAUUUUUUUUAAACGCGGAAAUUAUCACAAGUUAAAGUUUUUUUUAUCUCCGAGUGAGUAAGCGCCAGUAUUUCCCCGCGACUGGACCUAAGGAGGCUGUGCGGGACGUGGGUGUGACUGUGACUAGCGACUGAGCGGUUUUAAGGAAGAAGAAGGAAAAAAAAAAAAAACACGCGAGAUGGGUUCGACCGAGCGCAGCAAGCUGAUUGGUGUCAUCGAUGAGGGGACUAACAUUGCACGCUUUGCGGUGUUCAAACUGCCCGACCUCGAGGAACUGUUCGUGCAUGAGGUAAAAAUCACCCAGAUAACGCCCCGCGAUGGCUGGGUUGAGCAAAACCCGGUCGAAAUUCUAGAGGGUGUCCGGCUCUGCAUGGUGGAGGUGUGUCUCCAGCUGGAGCAGCACGGUUACCAGGUGAAGGAUAUCGCGUCGAUCGGUAUCACGAACCAGCGCGAAACGACCGUCGUGUGGGAUAAAAAUACCGGCGAACCCCUUCACAAUGCUAUCGUUUGGAACGACAUUCGAACAAAUUCCACCGUGGACAAGGUGCUGGCCCGGCUGCCCGAUCAGAACCACAACCACUUCCGGUCGAUCGCGGGUCUGCCCGUUUCGCCCUACUUUUCCGCGCUCAAACUAAACUGGCUCAAGGAGAACAUCCGGGAGGUGCGAAAGGCAUGCCGCGAGAAGCGAUGCUACGCCGGGACGAUCGACACGUGGCUCGUCUGGAACCUGACCGGUGGCAUCGACGGGGGCGCGUUCAUAACGGACGUCACGAAUGCAUCACGCACGCUGCUGAUGAACAUCGAAACGCUGCACUGGGAUCCGCUGCUGAUCAAGACCUUUUCGCUGCACGUGGAUAUGCUGCCGGAGAUUCGCAGUUCGUCGGAGAUCUACGGCCGGAUCAAGAGCGAAAGCGUGCUGGACGGUAUUCCGAUCAGUGCGAUUCUCGGCAACCAGCAGGCCAGCCUGGUGGGACAGCGGUGCAUGCGGGAGGGACAGGCCAAAAACACCUACCGGAAGGGGUGCUUCCUGCUGUACAACACGGGAACGAGGUGUGUACAUUCCACGCACGGCCUGGUCACGACGGUGGCCUACCAGAUGGGACCGGACCGACCGCCGGUGUACGCGCUGGAAGGGUCCGUGGCGGUGGCCGGCGUCGCAAUGAAGUGGCUCAAGGAGAACCUGGGACUGCUGAAGGACAUUCCAACCGAUUCGGAGGCGAUCGCCGGAAGUGUCUUCUCGACGGGCGAUGUCUACUUUGUACCUGCUUUUACUGGCCUCUACGCACCCUACUGGAGGAAGGACGCCCGAGGCAUCAUUUGCGGGCUGACCAGCUUCACAACGAAACACCACAUCAUUCGGGCAGCCCUUGAGGCGGUUUGCUUCCAAACGCGUGAUAUUAUCGAGGCCAUGAAGAAAGAUUGCGGCAUCAAUCUUAACAAACUGCACGCGGACGGAAUUAUGACUGAUAACAAGCUGUUAAUGCAACUGCAGGCUGAUCUGGGUGGAAUUCCAGUUUUAAAGACCGAGUUUCGCGAUCCGGCGGCACUCGGCACGGCGAUGGCGGCGGCCCAGGCCAACGGAAUCAACCUGUACGACCUGGAACCGGAGAGUUGGAACGCCCAACGCCACGUAACAACCCACGAAACGUUCCUGCCCACGACGACGGAAGAGGAGCGGGACGCGCGGUACACCAAGUGGAAGAUGGCCGUCCAGCGCAGCCUGGGCUGGGCCGUGACCAAGAAGAGCGAGGCCAUGACCGACGAGCGAUACGCGCUGCUGGCGUCGAUUCCGGCCAGUUUGUUCCUGCUGUCGUCGUUUGUGAUGCUGGUGUUUUCUCAGGUCAGCCGGAGGUGAUAGACUUUGUCAACGUUAUUUUAAAUGUUGUUACAGCUUUUUUUUAAUUGUUAAUUUCUGCGGCUUUAACUAUUCGAUAGUUGUUGAUUCGGUAUUCUAAAAAAAUAGGAACAGAUUAGCUUGUAAAAUCCGGUUCAAUAGUGCACAAGGCUUCCACUUCCGGCACCACAAGAUACCUCCACACAGCUUUAGAAGCUCGUCUUGCAAUAGA